AUGAUCAAUAUGUCGACUGCAGCAGCUAACCGACAGUACUUUGAUGCUAUCACCGACACGUACGACAGCAAGCCUUUCUUCGUCAAAGUCAACCAAGUUGUCACCGAUGAUCUGCGUAACCGCCUCGACUGGAUCGGAAUCCCCUUUGCCAACACAGGAUCAAGCUCACAUGCUCAAAGCGUGAGGCAACUUGACUAUGCUUGCGGGACAGGACUCAUGUCGCGGGUCUUCGGUCCCUACGUUACAGAAACACGCGGCAUCGACGUAUCCCCCAACAUGGUAGCCUCAUACAACGCCCGUGCGCGCGCCGCUGGCCUUUCCGCUUUCACCAUCAACGCCGUCGUUGGGGACUUAUUCGAUACACAAAAUCCCUCCCCUACCGGUGCCGAAUGGGAUGGUUUUGAUCUUGUAACUGCGAGCUUCGCAUUUCACCACUUCGAGGAUGUGGUGCAUGCUGCGAAAAGUUUAAAGGACAGACUUAGACCUGGCGGAGUGCUCAUGAUCAAUGAUUUUCUUGAAGGUGGCGAUUUGAAGGCUGAUGAGAAGGGUGAGCCGAUUGAGGGGACGGAGGGCACGUGGGCGGCACAUCAUCACCAUGGCCACGAGCAUGGAAAGAAGGAGCACGGUGUUCAUCACCACCAAGCUGCGCAGGUAGAUGAGCCAGGCUGGGACCGCGCGAAGAUGGCUGCCUCGGUUGUCGUCCCUAGCUUCACCGUCGAAGCCGUGAGGAAGUUCUUCACAGAAGCAGGACUGGUCGAUGUGGAUGUCGUGAUGAUGGAUAAGAGAGUCUACGUGGAAAUCGCUGGCCAAAAGCUAUGGCGGACGAUUUUGUUUGCAAGGGGCAGAAGGCCGGCGGAGGCUAGAUCGGAAUUGUGA
Molecule: messenger RNA, 876 nt
Organism: Didymosphaeria variabile
Lineage: Eukaryota; Fungi; Ascomycota; Dothideomycetes; Pleosporales; Didymosphaeriaceae
Exons: 2
Coding region: 1-876 (291 amino acids)
Source: RefSeq, a predicted model, not a curated record